AUGUUGUCCGUAGGCUCACUUCCUUUCAUCCAACUUCCUCCCAACCUGCUUCCCACCAGCUCACUUCCUUUCAGCAAACUUCCUCCUAACCUGCUUCCCCCCAGCUCACUUCCUUUCAGCCAACUUCCUCCCAACCUGCUUCCCCCCAGCUCACUUCCUUUCAUCCAACUUCCUCCCAACCUGCUUCCCACCAGCUCACUUCCUUUCAGCAAACUUCCUCCUAACCUGCUUCCCCCAAGCUCACUUCCUUUCAGCCAACUUCCUCCCAACCUGCUUCCCCCCAGCUCACUUCCUUUCAGCCAACUUCCUCCCAACCUGCUUCACCCCAGCUCACUUCCUUUCAGCCAACUUCCUCCAAACCUGCUUCCCCCCAGCUCACUUCCUUUCAGCCAAAUUCCUCCCAACCUGCUUCCCACCAGCUCACUUCCUUUCAUCCAACUUCCUCCUAACCUGCUUCCCCCAAUCUCACUUCCUUUCAGCCAACUUCCUCCCAACCUGUUUCCUCCCAGCUCACUUCCUUUCAGCCAGCUUCCUCCCAACCUGCUUCCCCCCAGCUCAUUUCCUUUCAGCCAACUUCCUCCUAACCUGCUUCCCCCCAGCUCACUUCCUUUCAGCCAACUUCCUCCCAACCUGCUUCCCCCCAGCUCACUUCCUUUCAGCCAACUUCCUCCCAACCUGCUUCCCACCAGCUCACUUCCUUUCAGCAAACUUCCUCCUAACCUGCUUCCCCCCAGCUCACUUCCUUUCAGCCAACUUCCUCCCAACCUGCUUCCCCCCAGCUCACUUCCUUUCAGCCAACUUCCGCCCAACCUGCUUCCCACCAGCUCACUUCCUUUCAGCAAACUUCCUCCUAACCUGCUUCCCCCCAGCUCACUUCCUUUCAGCCAACUUCCUCCCAACCUGCUUCCCCCCAGCUCACUUCCUUUCAGCCAACUUCCUCCUAACCUGCUUCACCCCAGCUCACUUCCUUUCAGCCAACUUCCUCCUAACCUGCUUCUCCCCAGCUCACUUCCUUUCAGCCAACUUCCUCCCAACCUGCUUCCCCCAAGCUCGUUUCCUUUCAGCCAACUUCCUCCUAACCUGCUUCACCCCAGCUCACUUCCUUUCAGCCAACUUCCUCCUAACCUGCUUCCCCCCAGCUCACUUCCUUUCAGCCAACUUCCUCCCAACCUGCUUCCCACCAGCUCACUUCCUUUCAUCCAACUUCCUCCUAACCUGCUUCCCCCCAGCUCACUUCCUUUCAGCCAACUUCCUCCCAACCUGCUUCCCCCUAGCUCACUUCCUUUCAGCCAACUUCCUCCCAACCUGCUUCCCUCCAGCUCACUUCCUUUCAGCAAACUUCCUCCUAACCUGCUUCCCCCCAGCUCACUUCCUUUCAUCCAACUUCCUCCCAACCUGCUUCCCACCAGCUCACUUCCUUUCAGCAAACUUCCUCCUAACCUGCUUCCCCCCAGCUCACUUCCUUUCAGCCAACUUCCUCCCAACCUGCUUCCCCCCAGCUCACUUCCUUUCAGCCAACUUCCUCCUAACCUGCUUCCCCCCAGCUCACUUCCUUUCAGCCAAAUUCCUCCCAACCUGCUUCACCCCAGCUCACUUCCUUUCAGCAAACUUCCUCCUAACCUGCUUCCCCCAAGCUCACUUCCUUUCAGCCAACUUCCUCCCAACCUGCUUCCCCCCAGCUCACUUCCUUUCAGCCAACUUCCUCCCAACCUGCUUCACCCCAGCUCACUUCCUUUCAGCCAACUUCCUCCAAACCUGCUUCCCCCCAGCUCACUUCCUUUCAGCCAAAUUCCUCCCAACCUGCUUCCCACCAGCUCACUUCCUUUCAUCCAACUUCCUCCUAACCUGCUUCCCCCAAUCUCACUUCCUUUCAGCCAACUUCCUCCCAACCUGUUUCCUCCCAGCUCACUUCCUUUCAGCCAACUUCCUCCCAACCUGCUUCCCCCCAGCUCACUUCCUUUCAGCCAAAUUCCUCCCAACCUGCUUCCCACCAGCUCACUUCCUUUCAUCCAACUUCCUCCUAACCUGCUUCCCCCAAUCUCACUUCCUUUCAGCCAACUUCCUCCCAACCUGCUUCCUCCCAGCUCACUUCCUUUCAGCCAACUUCCUCCCAACCUGCUUCCCCCCAGCUCACUUCCUUUCAGCCAACUUCUCCCCAACCUGCUUCCCCCCAGCUCACUUCCUUUCAGCCAACUUCCUCCCAACCUGCUUCCCCCAAGCUCACUUCCUUUCAGCCAACUUCCUCCAAUCCUACUUCCCCCCAGCUCACUUCCUUUCAGCCAACUUCCUCCCAACCUGCUUCCCCCAAGCUCGUUUCCUUUCAGCCAACUUCCUCCUAACCUGCUUCACCCCAGCUCACUUCCUUUCAGCCAACUUCCUCCUAACCUGCUUCCCCCCAGCUCACUUCCUUUCAGCCAACUUCCUCCCAACCUGCUUCCCACCAGCUCACUUCCUUUCAUCCAACUUCCUCCUAAUCUGCUUCCCCCCAGCUCACUUCCUUUCAGCCAACUUCCUCCCAACCUGCUUCCCCCUAGCUCACUUCCUUUCAGCCAACUUCCUCCCAACCUGCUUCCCUCCAGCUCACUUCCUUUCAGCAAACUUCCUCCUAACCUGCUUCCCCCCAGCUCACUUCCUUUCAUCCAACUUCCUCCCAACCUGCUUCCCACCAGCUCACUUCCUUUCAGCAAACUUCCUCCUAACCUGCUUCCCCCCAGCUCACUUCCUUUCAGCCAACUUCCUCCCAACCUGCUUCCCCCCAGCUCACUUCCUUUCAGCCAACUUCCUCCUAACCUGCUUCCCCCCAGCUCACUUCCUUUCAGCCAAAUUCCUCCCAACCUGCUUCACCCCAGCUCACUUCCUUUCAGCAAACUUCCUCCUAACCUGCUUCCCCCAAGCUCACUUCCUUUCAGCCAACUUCCUCCCAACCUGCUUCCCCCCAGCUCACUUCCUUUCAGCCAACUUCCUCCCAACCUGCUUCACCCCAGCUCACUUCCUUUCAGCCAACUUCCUCCAAACCUGCUUCCCCCCAGCUCACUUCCUUUCAGCCAAAUUCCUCCCAACCUGCUUCCCACCAGCUCACUUCCUUUCAUCCAACUUCCUCCUAACCUGCUUCCCCCAAUCUCACUUCCUUUCAGCCAACUUCCUCCCAACCUGUUUCCUCCCAGCUCACUUCCUUUCAGCCAACUUCCUCCCAACCUGCUUCCCCCCAGCUCACUUCCUUUCAGCCAACUUCCUCCCAACCUGCUUCCCCCCAGCUCACUUCCUUUCAGCCAACUUCCUCCCAACCUGCUUCCCCCAAGCUCACUUCCUUUCAGCCAACUUCCUCCAAACCUACUUCCCCCCAGCUCACUUCCUUUCAGCCAACUUCCUCCUAACCUGCUUCCCCCCAGCUCACUUCCUUUCAGCCAACUUCCUCCUAACCUGCUUCCCCCCAGCUCACUUCCUUUCAGCCAACUUCCUCCUAACCUGCUUCCCCCCAGCUCACUUCCUUUCAGCCAACUUCCUCCCAACCUGCUUCCCACCAGCUCACUUCCUUUCAUCCAACUUCCUCCUAACCUGCUUCACCCCAGCUCACUUCCUUUCAGCCAACUUCCUCCUAACCUGCAUCCCCCCAGCUCACUUCCUUUCAGCCAAAUUCCUCCCAACCUGCUUCCCCCCAGCUCACUUCCUUUCAGCCAACUUCCUCCUAACCUGCUUCCCCCCAGCUCACUUCCUUUCAGCCAACUUCCUCCUAACCUGCUUCCCCCCAGCUCACUUCCUUUCAGCCAACUUCCUCCUAACCUGCUUCCCCCAAGCUCACUUCCUUUCAGCCAACUUCCUCCCAACCUGCUUCCCCACAGCUCACUUCCUUUCAGCCAAAUUCCUCCCAACCUGCUUCCCCCCAGCUCACUUCCUUUCAGCCAACUUCCUCCCAACCUGCUUCCCACCAGCUCACUUCCUUUCAGCCAACUUCCUCCCAACCUGCUUCCCCCCAGCUCACUUCCUUUCAGCCAAAUUCCUCCCAACCUGCUUCCCACCAGCUCACUUCCUUUCAUCCAACUUCCUCCUAACCUGCUUCCCCCAAUCUCACUUCCUUUCAGCCAACUUCCUCCCAACCUGCUUCCUCCCAGCUCACUUCCUUUCAGCCAACUUCCUCCCAACCUGCUUCCCCCCAGCUCACUUCCUUUCAGCCAACUUCUCCCCAACCUGCUUCCCCCCAGCUCACUUCCUUUCAGCCAACUUCCUCCCAACCUGCUUCCCCCAAGCUCACUUCCUUUCAGCCAACUUCCUCCAAUCCUACUUCCCCCCAGCUCACUUCCUUUCAGCCAACUUCCUCCUAACCUGCUUCCCCCCAGCUCACUUCCUUUCAGCCAACUUCCUCCCAACCUGACUCCCCCCAGCUCACUUCCUUUCAGCCAACUUCUUCCUAACCUGCUUCCCCCCAGCUCACUUCCUUUCAGUCAACUUCCUCCCAACCUGCUUCCCCCCAGCUCACUUCCUUUCAGCCAACUUCCUCCAAACCUUCUUCCCCCCAGCUCACUUCCUUUCAGCCAACUUCCUCCAAACCUUCUUCCCCCCAGCUCACUUCCUUUCAUCCAACUUCCUCCUAACCUGCUUCCCCCAAUCUCACUUCCUUUCAGCCAACUUCCUCCCAACCUGUUUCCUCCCAGCUCACUUCCUUUCAGCCAACUUCCUCCCAACCUGCUUCCCCCCAGCUCACUUCCUUUCAGCCAACUUCCUCCUAACCUGCUUCCCCCCAGCUCACUUCCUUUCAGCCAACUUCCUCCCAACCUGCUUCCCCCCAGCUCACUUCCUUUCAGCCAACUUCCUCCCAACCUGCUUCACCCCAGCUCACUUCCUUUCAGCCAACUUCCUCCAAACCUGCUUCCCCCCAGCUCACUUCCUUUCAGCCAAAUUCCUCCCAACCUGCUUCCCACCAGCUCACUUCCUUUCAUCCAACUUCCUCCUAACCUGCUUCCCCCAAUCUCACUUCCUUUCAGCCAACUUCCUCCCAACCUGUUUCCUCCCAGCUCACUUCCUUUCAGCCAACUUCCUUCCAACCUGCUUCCCCCCAGCUCACUUCCUUUCAGCCAACUUCCUCCCAACCUGCUUCCCCCCAGCUCACUUCCUUUCAGCCAACUUCCUCCCAACCUGCUUCCCCCAAGCUCACUUCCUUUCAGCCAACUUCCUCCAAACCUACUUCCCCCCAGCUCACUUCCUUUCAGCCAACUUCCUCCAAACCUUCUUCCCCCCAGCUCACUUCCUUUCAGCCAACUUCCUCCAAACCUUCUUCCCCCCAGCUCACUUCCUUUCAUCCAACUUCCUCCUAACCUGCUUCCCCCAAUCUCACUUCCUUUCAGCCAACUUCCUCCCAACCUGUUUCCUCCCAGCUCACUUCCUUUCAGCCAACUUCCUCCCAACCUGCUUCCCCCCAGCUCACUUCCUUUCAGCCAACUUCCUCCUAACCUGCUUCCCCCCAGCUCACUUCCUUUCAGCCAACUUCCUCCCAACCUGCUUCCCCCCAGCUCACUUCCUUUCAGCCAACUUCCUCCCAACCUGCUUCACCCCAGCUCACUUCCUUUCAGCCAACUUCCUCCAAACCUGCUUCCCCCCAGCUCACUUCCUUUCAGCCAAAUUCCUCCCAACCUGCUUCCCACCAGCUCACUUCCUUUCAUCCAACUUCCUCCUAACCUGCUUCCCCCAAUCUCACUUCCUUUCAGCCAACUUCCUCCCAACCUGUUUCCUCCCAGCUCACUUCCUUUCAGCCAACUUCCUUCCAACCUGCUUCCCCCCAGCUCACUUCCUUUCAGCCAACUUCCUCCCAACCUGCUUCCCCCCAGCUCACUUCCUUUCAGCCAACUUCCUCCCAACCUGCUUCCCCCAAGCUCACUUCCUUUCAGCCAACUUCCUCCAAACCUACUUCCCCCCAGCUCACUUCCUUUCAGCCAACUUCCUCCUAACCUGCUUCCCCCCAGCUCACUUCCUUUCAGCCAACUUCCUCCUAACCUGCUUCCCCCCAGCUCACUUCCUUUCAGCCAACUUCCUCCUAACCUGCUUCCCCCCAGCUCACUUCCUUUCAGCCAACUUCCUCCUAACCUGCUUCCCCCCAGCUCACUUCCUUUCAGCCAACUUCCUCCCAACCUGCUUCCCCACAGCUCACUUCCUUUCAGCCAAAUUCCUCCCAACCUGCUUCCCCCCAGCUCACUUCCUUUCAGCCAACUUCCUCCCAACCUGCUUCCCACCAGCUCACUUCCUUUCAGCCAACUUCCUCCCAACCUGCUUCCCCCCAGCUCACUUCCUUUCAGCCAAAUUCCUCCCAACCUGCUUCCCACCAGCUCACUUCCUUUCAUCCAACUUCCUCCUAACCUGCUUCCCCCAAUCUCACUUCCUUACAGCCAACUUCCUCCCAACCUGCUUCCUCCCAGCUCACUUCCUUUCAGCCAAUUUCCUCCCAACCUGCUUCCCCCCAGCUCACUUCCUUUCAGCCAACUUCCUCCCAACCUGCUUCCCCCCAGCUCACUUCCUUUCAGCCAACUUCCUCCCAACCUGCUUCCCCCAAGCUCACUUCCUUUCAGCCAACUUCCUCCAAACCUACUUCCCCCCAGCUCACUUCCUUUCAGCCAACUUCCUCCUAACCUGCUUCCCCCCAGCUCACUUCCUUUCAUCCAACUUCCUCCCAACCUGACUCCCCCCAGCUCACUUCCUUUCAGACAACUUCUUCCUAACCUGCUUCUCCCCAGCUCACUUCCUUUCAGUCAACUUCCUCCCAACCUGCUUCCCCCCAGCUCACUUCCUUUCAGCCAACUUCCUCCAAACCUUCUUCCCCCCAGCUCACUUCUUUCAGCCAACUUCCUCCAAACCUUCUUCCCCCCAGCUCACUUCCUUUCAGCCAACUUCCUCCUAACCUGCUUCCCCCCAGCUCACUUCCUUUCAGCCAACUUCCUCCCAACCUGUUUCCACCUGCCCUACUUCCUCCGUUCCUCCCCCCACUGCCCGGCAGAUCAACGAGAUGGCGUCCAAGAGCCACCCAAACCUGGUGAGGCUGCUGGGGUACUGCUUUGA
This is a messenger RNA of Closterium sp. NIES-65, 7041 nucleotides long. NCBI's taxonomy places the organism in Eukaryota, Viridiplantae, Streptophyta, Zygnematophyceae, Desmidiales, Closteriaceae. The record is from the annotation of a GenBank genome assembly.